This is a messenger RNA of Nematostella vectensis (starlet sea anemone), 2947 nucleotides long. Its product is annotated as sorting nexin-30. Gene Ontology annotation, biological process: early endosome to Golgi transport. NCBI's taxonomy places the organism in Eukaryota, Metazoa, Cnidaria, Anthozoa, Actiniaria, Edwardsiidae. The transcript has 21 exons. Bases 209 to 2161 code for a protein of 650 amino acids. Gene Ontology annotation, cellular component: endosome membrane; endosome. Gene Ontology annotation, molecular function: phosphatidylinositol binding; protein binding. The record is from RefSeq and is a predicted model, not a curated record.
UGCAUGCAAAUUAGUUGCUUUCUGCCGCCAAUUUGUAUCACAACUGUCAAUUGUAGAGAAAUAGACUAAUGGCUAACUUCUAAAUAGUAAUUUGUGAGGUAAAGCUUCGCGAAUGCCUUUGCAUGUUGUCGAGCGCCCAGUGGCUACUUCAAGCCUCCUUAACGCUAACAAGAUUCCGGGAUAGAUUGAGAAAAAAAAGCUCUAUAAAAUGUUUUCCUGUAGCGAUAGAGAGCUAGACGGUUGUGAUUUGGAAGCAAUCAAAGAUUUUACAGCUGCUGAGACGUGUUAUAGCGAUGGUGCUAACCCGCUAUCGUUUCAUAUAGGAGAACAUUUCAGGCUUUUGGGCCGCCGUGACAACAACUGGCUGCAUGUGGAGAGAACGUUGUGGAAAAAUAACCCUUUGCUCCAAAUCCAGCACUUUCCAGCAACUGAAACAGGAAUAGUACCGGUCGACUAUGUCAUAGCAAUGGAUAAAGAGUCGGAAGAUUCAGGAAAGCUAGAGGAGAAUGGCCUGGACCAAGGGAGUGAGACGGAGAGUCAAGACGAAGAUACACUCAAGGUCAUGUUUGAGAAAGAAGACCUUGCAAGACAGCUGGAGGCUAUAAAGAAAAGACUUGGUGAUGCUCAUAAAGAAAACCAGAUUCUCAAGGAAAGGUCAAAGAGAGAAUUUGGAAAAAAUGUGCAGCUUGUUCACCAGCUGCUACAGCAAUAUUAUGCAGCAAGUGAGGUGCUCAUUGCUACCAAAGAAGAACUUGCAAUAGCCCAGAAAUCCAUUAUUGAGGAGCAAGAAAGAAACAAGAAAUAUGAAGAACAUGUUGAGGAGAUAAAAACACAAAUCCAUAAGUCUGGGAACAAAGCUGCUAUAAAAGUCCUUGAAAAAAUACUACAGAAAGAAGCAAAGCAAAAUGGAUUUAUAGAUGGAAAGCCUCGAUCUAGUAGCGGCGAGGAUGAUCUGAUGCUGUCAUGUACUCUGUGUUCUGAAAAGAUCAGGGUCAGUGAGCUUGCCAGCCAUUCUCGUAUUUGCUCUGCUCAAGAUGGCCAUGCCAAACCAAAACUCACCAAGCAACCAAGUACUCCAUCUGGGUCGCCGGAUAUGCUGAGAGUAAAUGUGACAUACUCUGAAACAGAUGAGAAAAAUGAGACUUUCAAAGUAGUUACAAAGACAACACUUCCAAACUAUGAGUUUCCAUUGUAUGAGGUUCAUCGAAGUGAGGCUCACUUUGAGUGGUUGCAAGCUGCAAUGCAGGAUUCGCUUCCAGAGAGAAUAGUACCUCCUCUUGUCAAGCAAACAUCACUUAAUGGAAAAAUAAAGGAAUUUCAGAGGUUUUUAUCAAGGAUUUGUGCCCACAAGGAUCUUAAAAAUGAUGGCUGGCUGCACUUGUUUCUUACUGGAUUUAAUGAGGAGCUAGAUGAAGCCAAGACUCAACUUGACAGAAGGAAAGCAAGCACUGAUGGGGCCCCUCAGAUAAUCUCUGAUCGCCAGGGUUACGACCCUAAUGCCCCAGUCUAUAAGUGUAAGAGAUAUUUUGAAUCACUGCAUACAAACCUACAAGGCCUUAUUGACCAGCUUCAAACUACGAUGGAAGAGAAAAUCCCAGAGGUUCAGAGGUCAGAGGGACUUGGUGUUUGGUUUAAGGCAAUAGCAGACGGCGAACCAACCGAGACAUACCUGAAGACUGCAAGUGCUGCGUUAAGUCAAAUCUUCAGUGAGCUGACAAAAAAGGAACCAGAAGAAAAUGUCAUUAUCAAUGACUUGAUCAGCAUAAAUGAAUAUGUCAAGGGUGCGCAGGAUCUAUUAGAGAGGGUGGAGGUCGCUGUGGACACUUUCCUAUUUUGGGACGCAGAGGUCCGUGCUUGUGAAGACAGACAGGAAUCACCUACUGGAAGCGGGGAGACUUUGACCCAGCGUUGGGCUAAGGCAAAUUCUAACAGUGCACAAGCAAAGGAAACUUUAGAAAGGACAUGUCAGGAUCUGGCAUUUGAACUUUCUCACUUUGACUUGAGAAAAGAAAUGGAGCUGAGAGAGGUGUUGAUUGAGUACUCCAGUUUACGAUCUGAGCAUUAUGAAAAGGUACAAAGUAAAUGGUUUGGAGUAAAGUUUAUGGUUGAGGCCCAGAUAGCUGCUGAUGUGAGAGCUGUCCAUUGUAUAAAAGACCUGUAGGUAACUUGUGACCUAGUCAAUACACUGCCAAACUGCAAAUCCAAGUGAUAUUUUGAUAGAUGGUUUGGGAGAAACUGGAUUUUAAGAUUUUUUUAAGAUGUAAGUUUGAAGCCUGUACAAUAAAUCUGCACUCCAGUCUACUCACAGUAGUAGCAGUUUUGGAUUUUAUUAACACAAAAGGCUACAAAUUAUAUCACCAAAAGUAAACAAAAUGUACAUCAAUUACUUGCUCUGUCAAGAUUUUAAACAUGUGUUGCUAUUGAUAGCUAUGUCCAAGGAAUCACACAUCAUUUCACCACCAUCAUCUUUAUGAAUGAUGCGACCAAAAUACUACAACAGUAUUUUUACUUAUUUAUUCAAAUUUGAUUUUUUUUUAAACAGUAGCAUGUGUAAUGCCUUGCCUUAGAAUAAUAUAAAGAGUAUUGCUUAUGAAAAUGUCAAUGAACUAAGAGAUUGUAUGCUAUGUACGAAACAAAUUGAAAUAUAAAUGAAUAUUAUAGAUUUUAUAAUUAUUAUUCAUUAUAGAAUGAAUGCAUGUAAUGCCAGUUAGUGGAAUUUUAACUUAUUUACUAUUUUAUUCAUUAUUUGUUGAAUUAAAUGAUGAGUGUCUAUGGAAGACUAGCUUUUACAUCGAGAGGUGGUAAUUCUGAUGAAUUUCCAAGCACUCUAACUUUUCAUUAAUUGCAUGGAAUAGCUAUUUUCCUUCAUGGUUGAGUGUUGAUAAAUUAUACACUUUGUGUAUCAUAAUAUUUGAAUUUUUUAAAUAAAAAAAAUGAAAUAUUUUAA